Molecule: messenger RNA, 1134 nt
Organism: Colletotrichum acutatum
Lineage: Eukaryota; Fungi; Ascomycota; Sordariomycetes; Glomerellales; Glomerellaceae
Exons: 4
Coding region: 322-894 (190 amino acids)
Biological process (GO): regulation of DNA-templated transcription
Molecular function (GO): DNA-binding transcription factor activity
Source: RefSeq, a predicted model, not a curated record
AACACUGCCAUUGCCUCCCCCACAAGCCUUUGAUACUCCACAAGGUUCCUUGGUCUAUACCAAGUCAGUGUUAAGACCAAUCACGCAAGGGAACAUCUUAGACAAUACAAGUGAAACUGAGCUUCGUAUUAGCCUCGUAUUGCUGUGUAAUAGAACCACUUAGCUCGGAGACUCAAUUUUCGGCGAGAGAUCUAAGAACACUGCCGCUACAGUUGGCAUCCUCUUACGGCCAAGUGAGACCACAGCUCUCUCAGAAGCCGCCACUUCAACGCAGAGCAAACACCACACUUGCUAGUCUGAAGCCCGGGAAACAACCACAACAUGUCAUCCAAGGCUUCAAAAUCAUCAGAACAAAGCUCCAAGAAGCAACAUUCCUCAAAAUCAAAGUCAAAGUCAAAGAACGACGACUGGGCAGAAAUCACAGAUCCCGAGGAGCGCCGGCGCAUCCAAAAUCGGCUGGCUCAACGCAAAUUCAGGAAGAAGAACCAAGACAGCAAAGAAAAGGCCGACCGCGACGCAGACAACGAGACCAACGCCAAGAACACGUACGAAGUCGCCUCGGGCUCCUCCGAUCCCAGCGGCGCCGGCGCCGGCGGCGUAGAAGAGGGAGCCGAGUCCGGACUCCCCUGGGGCAGCAUCAACAUGAACCACGUCAUCACCCGCGGCCACGAGCACGAGAGCCGCCGGGGCAGCGGCCGCGACGACUACGUCAGAGAGGACCCGUAUUACAUGACCAACUACGGCAACGGCUAUACGGAGGCGUACCAGCCGGCGGCGCCCGCGAGUUAUGGGAGCAGUGGCGGGGAGGAUUACUACUAUGGCGGUGACUCGCCGUAUUACUUGGAUUAUGAUCAGGGUGGUGACGUGAACCAGGGGUAUCACAGUCGGCACUAGUUCGAGAUUUCUUGGGACACUCUGGAUACGAAGACACAGGCGUUUGGGCUGGGCUGGGAUGGGCUGGGUUGAUUUAGCAUAGAAAAACAGGGGGGAAGGUGGGCGCGUAAGAUUUUCUUAUUUCGUCCACAGGAUGGGCCUUACACUUUUACCUCCAUUUCUUCUACUCGUGUUUCCUUUUUUUCACACCACUCAUCCUGUGUUCAAUCCAGUUUUUUUUUUUUGGAAAAGAAGUGAAUG